Molecule: messenger RNA, 3935 nt
Organism: Lagopus leucura (white-tailed ptarmigan)
Lineage: Eukaryota; Metazoa; Chordata; Aves; Galliformes; Phasianidae
Gene: MGAT5B
Product: alpha-1,6-mannosylglycoprotein 6-beta-N-acetylglucosaminyltransferase B
Exons: 21
Coding region: 1094-3541 (815 amino acids)
Biological process (GO): protein N-linked glycosylation
Cellular component (GO): Golgi apparatus
Molecular function (GO): alpha-1,6-mannosylglycoprotein 6-beta-N-acetylglucosaminyltransferase activity
Source: RefSeq, a predicted model, not a curated record
CAUCUCUUAAUCUUCCUAUCAGUGUUUACCAGCCCUGAGGAUGGACCCCAUUCAUUUUACCUCCUUGGCUUUUGAACAGUUCCACAUUAAUGUUUAAUAUCCGGACAUAUUGCAUCCAAGUUCUCCAGACAAAUGCUAAGAGGAAAUGAAAACUGAUAUUCCUGACAUUGAGUGCCAGAGAUGCUGCUAGGGAUUAGUCUUUCAUGCAUAUCGUGUUCUUCAGACUCCUCUGUGGCUCCAUGGCAUGAUGGCUGGGCAGCCUCCAUGUGCUGCUGUCAGACAGAGAAUCUGUAUUCGGUUGCUGACUGAAAUAUCCUUUAUGUGUGCAAUUAGAAAAGCACCACUUAGGCCGGCUGUCAGCGCACACAGCCUUUGAGUCUUUGGAUGAAAGGACAUUCAGGAGUUUGUGCUUCAAAGUUGAGUCAUGAAGGGGGGGGAAAGUAGAAGGUUUGUGCCUUAAACGAAGCAUCAAUCAUCCUGUCAUCUUGAAGGGAAAUAGCUAUUCGUUAAGGUCACUUAGUGAAAUUAGCUUCAAUUAAGUAACUUUACUAAAUGCAAUGGUGGCUGGUCAUUGCUGGAACCACUCAUCUUGCAGGAAAGCCUGACCUGCACAGUUUGUUAUCAUUAUUAGUCUUUACUUAAAAAAAACCAACCAACAGAGUAAUUGCACAGAUAACAGCUUGUUUUAGAGAACCUCCCAACCAUACAUCAUUCUUUGUUUCAUGCUUGCAGAGGUGUAACAGUGGUACAGGACAUUUGGUUCAGUGCUCCGGUGCUGAGUGAUUGUAGGAGGCAAAGAAAAUGAUUCUUCUGUAGCAGUGCAGGCAGUCCUCCAACUGAACCCGUGAAUAGGCACGACUGUAUGUUUUCCAAUCAGACAGCCCUCCAGAAAUCAGCUAACGAGGAGAAAGUCAAGAUCAAAGAUGAGCAUCCUAAUCCAUUAUCAACACAUGCCAUCAGACUCUCCAUCUGCCAGCAGAGGGCCCUGUGAGCUGACAACGAGGAGCCUGCAGAUGCUCAGCCACCGCCGUGCCUUCACCACCGUUUGGUUUGGCCCCAGUGAUCUCCCGGGAGGAGCGCUACGCAUGGAGUGAUGGAGGAGCCAUCUCCAUCCUUGGAUCAGGAAGCCAUACUGCUCCUCUUCCCCCUUCUUGCAAAGGGAGCCAUGCUACCUCCUUCCAGCUCCAGUUUCCAGGGAUACAGGGAUGGAGACUGCAGCAGGAUAUUUGUGCUGGGCAUUGGAUUUUUCACUCUGUGCUUCUUAAUGACGUCUCUGGGAGGGCAGUUCUCAGCCAAGCGCCUGGGGGAUUCGCCCUUCACCAUCCGAACUGAAGUGAUGGGCGCUCUGGAGUCCCGAGGGGUGCUGCGGCGGAUGAGCGACAUGCUGGAGCUGCUGAUGAAGAGGAUGGACAUCCUGGCCAGGCUGGAGAACAGCACUGACUUCCACAAAGGGAACGAGGCACUCUUCCCUCUGGACAGGUUGCAGCCAGCGGCCGGUUUGAUGGAGAGGAUCCAAGCUAUAGCUCAAAACGUCUCAGACAUCGCAAUAAAAGUAGACCAGAUUCUCCGGAAUAGCCUCAUGAAUGCAAAAAUGGGGGAUGGCAGGAGGGACCAGUGCGAGGUGCCCAGGGACCCCAAGUACCCCGACUGCGCUGGGAAGGUGGAGUGGAUGAGGGCCAGGUGGACUUCUGACCCCUGCUAUGCGUUUUUUGGCGUGGAUGGCACCGAGUGCUCCUUCCUCAUCUACCUCAGUGAAGUUGAGUGGUUCUGUCCUCCCCUACCCUGGAGGAACCAGACGGCCGCACCGUCCCCUCCACCGCUGCCCCGCGCCCAGGCAGCUUUCCGCAGCGACCUGGCCCCAUUGCUGGAGCUGGUGGGCACGGGCAAGGAGUCCCUCAGCUUCAUGAAGAAGAGGAUCCGGCACCUGGCCCAGCAGUGGCUGCGGGCAGCCCGACGCCUCGAGCAGAAGCUGAAGGGACGGCAGGGGGACCAAAAACAUAUCCUGAUUCACAUCGGCUUCCUGACCGAGGAGUCAGGGGACGUCUUCAGCCCACGGGUGCUGAAAGGGGGGCCCCUGGGUGAGAUGGUGCAGUGGGCCGACAUCCUGGCUGCCCUUUUCCUGCUGGGACACAGCCUGAAGGUGACAGUCUCACUGAAGGAGCUGCAGAGCAACUUAGGGGUGCCUCCAGGACGGGGAAACUGCCCCUUGACGAACCCUUUGCCUUUUGACCUGAUCUACACCGACUACCACGGCCUCCAGCAGAUGAAGCAGCACAUGGGGCUCUCCUUUAAGAAAUACAGGUGCCGUGUUCGUGUCAUCGAUACCUUUGGGACGGAGCCAGCCUACAACCAUGAGGAAUACGCCACGCUGCGCGGCUUCCGCACCAACUGGGGCUACUGGAACCUGCACCCCUCCCAGUUCAUGACCAUGUUCCCGCACACCCCGGACAAUUCCUUCAUGGGCUUCGUGUCGGAGGAGCUCAACCAGACUGAGCGGCAGCGCAUCAAAUCCAGCAAAGUGAGCAGCAUGGCAGUGGUGUACGGGAAGGAAGCCAGCAUCUGGAAGCUGCAGGGCAAGGAGAAAUUCCUGACCAUCCUCAACAAGUACAUGGAGAUCCAUGGCACUGUGUACUACGAGACGCAGCGGCCGCCGGAGGUGCCAGCCUUCGUCAAGAACCACGGGCUGCUGCCACAGCAUGAGUUCCAGCAGCUGCUGAGGAAGGCGAAGCUCUUCAUCGGCUUUGGGUUCCCCUACGAGGGUCCAGCCCCACUGGAGGCCAUCGCCAAUGGCUGUGUGUUCCUGCAGGCGCGCUUCAACCCCCCCCACAGCUCCCUCAACCACGAGUUCUUCCGUGGGAAGCCCACCUCCAGAGAGGUGUCCUCCCAGCACCCGUACGCCGAGGACUUCAUUGGGAAGCCACACGUGUGGACUGUCGACUACAAUAACUCUGAGGAGUUUGAAGCUGCUAUCAAAACAAUCCUGAGGACCCAGGUGGACCCUUACCUGCCUUACGAGUACACCUGCGAGGGGAUGCUGGAGCGGAUCCACGCCUACAUUCAGCACCAGGAUUUCUGCACCAUGCCAUCCCCUCCACCUCCUGCCAAGGCCCAGAGCCCCGCUAUGCAAAGCCCUCCGAGCCCUCUGGCCCUGUCUCCCAACGCCACCCACCUGGUGUGGUCCCCGAGCGCCCGCCGGGACCCCCAUGCCUGGCCGCCAGCAGACUCCCUGCAGGUGUGGCUGUCAGAGGGGCAGCAUGCCUGCACCGAGACGUGCCGCCGCCGUGGGCUGGUGUGUGAGCCCACCUUCUUCAGGUUCCUCAACAAGAAGGAGGUGUUUCUGCAGCUCAGCAUCACCUGCGACAGCACCGAGUACGAGAUGAACCAUCUCUACCCGGCAGUGGCAGAGAACGUUCACGAGUGCUACCUCCAGAAGGAGCCGCUGCUCUUCAGCUGCGCGGGGCACAACACCAAGUACCGGCGCCUCUGCCCCUGCCGCGACUACCGCGAGGGCCAGGUGGCUCUGUGCAGGGACUGCUUGUGACUCGGCCCCGCGGCGGUGACGCACCGUGUGCCGCCGGUGGCUUUAUCUCAAAGCUCGUGCAAUAGCUGGGGAGGCAGGAUGGGAUGCGUGCCGAGCCGGGGGUGCUGGGCUGCAAAAAGCCACGUCCCGAUGGUCAGCUCCAUUUUCCUCUUGAGGCGCAUCGUCCGUCCGCAUCCGAACCCACCUGGACCGCGUUGGUGCUGGGAUGGGGGUGGCGGGGAGAGGAGCUGGAGGGGAUCACCCUUCCCUUCUUCCAUCCACGGGAUGAGCCACCAGCAGACUGCAGUUUCAGGGUUUUCAUUCUCUUGAAGCAUCCGAGGUUGUUUUAUUUAUUUAUUUUCUAUCCCCCUCCUUCUCUCCUUCCCUCCCCCCCUUCCCAGAAUGAGUGGUGAAU